GCCCUAUCUAGACUUAAUGAGUAAACCUUAUGUUAACUGUUAUGUCCCAUAGGAAACAAGGCGCUGACCGCGAAAUGUGAAAUGCAUUUAUACUUAAAUGAGCACGAACGUCGUGGAAAUCUUAUUUUGCUAGUGUUAGAAUAUUCAAGAUAAUAAUGAGUUGGGAAAUCAGCUGUGCCGAUAUGUGUCGAGCUUGUAUGAAAGUUGACGGCGUUCUUCUCCCUAUGUAUGACGACGACACGAUUAGUCAGAAAAAUUUGCCCGAUAAGCUCGCAGAACUUGCAUCGAUACAGAUUGAUAGGUUUGAUGGAUUACCAAAUAUGCUUUGUGCAAAGUGUGCUUAUCGCACAGAUGCAUUUUACAGCUUUAAGCUGCAAGUCCAAGCUACUGAAAAGAAACUUCGUAAAAUGUUUGAAACCCAAAUCCGUUAUAACAUAAAGGAGGAGCCAAUGGGCAAUGACUUUGAACAGGCUGGCUCAGAACAAUCGGACGAAUUAUUAGAAAUGAAAUUAGUAGGUAACAAAGAAGUUAUUAAGUCUACCAAUGGUACAGAUAAUUCCGAAGAAUUUUUACCUGAGCGAAUCAACGUAAACUACAAAGAAGAGCAAUCUCUAGACCUCGAUGUAUCCGAAUUUGUAGAAGAGAACGGCGAAUUUAAUAAGGCUGGCAUAUCCGAGUUGAAAGGUAUUAUUAUUUCAAAGUUAUCAGGAGCGGAGCUCAAUCAAGAUAAACGACUGAAAGGCGAGAUACCUGACGAGAUCUCAAAAAUUUUGGAAUCCCAGCAGUUAGAUUAUACGAUAAUGUAUAUACCAGAAGAUGUUUCUUUGGAGCAUGUGGAGCAUGUGGAGCAUGUGAAUACCGAUAGUACGUUUUCUUGCGAUGCUGUGAUUAAAUUAGAGAGUAACAAAAAGAUUGUCGAGGCUGACUGUAAUGGGGAACUUUUACGCGAGACGGUGGACAACGAGGAAUUUUUAAAUGUGUCUAAUGAGAAAGCUGCGGGAACGAAGAAGGAGGAUAAUAAAACAAACAGCGACGAGGCAGCUUGGAAAUCUACAAUUCCAGAGGAAAAGUCGAAAGAAAGGGUAAAUGGGAGAAACAAGCAAAAAGUUUCGUCAGAAUCGAGUCAACAACUAGAAGAGAGCGACGAUUCCGAUUCCGAUUAUUUCGUUGACCCCAAAGAUAACAUACUAGGUAGCUUGAACGAUACAAUAACAAGAAUAAAGGAGAUAAAACUCGAAGAUGACGUGAUACAGUAUCAAUGCACUCUAUGUUUGCAAAAUUAUGAUAAAUUAACUGGUGUCUUGUUGCAUACCAUAGACAAUCACGUACCGAGUAGCGGCCCAUUCUUUUGCGUGGUAUGCGAGAAAGACUGCGAGAGUCACAGAGAAUUGCGUGCGCACGUUAAGACGCAUACAGGCCAGUUCCCUUACUCUUGUUUCAUAUGCAACAAAGCGUAUACGAUGAAGAGGUACCUAAAGAGACACAUGGUGUGCCACACAGACUUUCCUAGGCAUCGGUGUCCGAAAUGCGGCCUCAGAUUCAAAAUUAAGUCAGAGCUGGAAACCCACGUCACAACGCAUAUACGCGGUGCGCCUUAUGCUUGUAGUCAAUGUCCACGAUUAUUCAAUCACAAAGGUAAUUAUAAGCGGCAUUUGAUUACUCAUUUGGAUCCGCAAGGUCUUCAUUUACCCAAGUAUCCCUGUAAAGUUUGCGGGAAGAGAUUUUUGAAUAAUCGCACUUUGGAAACACAUAUGCGCGUACACACCGGCGAGAAACCGUUUAAAUGCGAGAUAUGUGAACGAUCGUUCUCGCAACAAGGGAAUUUGCUGAACCAUGUAAGAAUUCACUCGAAUCCGCGUUGUUACACGUGCGAGGUUUGCGGGAAACGAUUCAACCAAAGAGCUACUUUGAGAGAUCAUAGUCUCUUACAUACUGGGGAAAAGCCAUACGUUUGUAAUGUUUGCGGAAUAGCGUUUACAUUUAGCGCCGCGUUGAGACGUCACAUGUGGACUCACACUGGUGGAAAACCAUUUGGAUGUGAAAUCUGUAGUGCUCGUUUCGUUGGAAAAUAUGAUUUGCGACGACAUAUGAGGAUACACACAGAUAGACCAAAGACGAAACGAAGAAAAAACGUAAUUAAGUCGAACAAUGACCAGGAAGAAGUGAAAGAAGAAAAUAUAGAGGAGGAUGUUCCAGUUUCAGAACACCCUGAUACAGAGACCGUUUUGAUAGAACAGGUUUUGUUAACGCAGAACGCAACACAAGUUGCACAACAAGAAUCUGAGAAGGAAAAUGUUGAUGCUCUUUUUAAUCUUAUACAAUAUGGCUAAUAAAGCCUCUUAUUUUUAUCAUACUUAUAUCACAUAAAUAUUAGGUCCAAUUUUCUUAAUUUACACUAACUUUAUCACAAAUAUUAUCUAAAAGAUAUUAAAAGAUACACCUCAAAAUUGUACAU
Frieseomelitta varia is the source of this 2455-nucleotide messenger RNA. RefSeq names its product zinc finger protein 37 homolog. Gene Ontology annotation, molecular function: zinc ion binding. The record is from RefSeq and is a predicted model, not a curated record. The transcript has 3 exons. NCBI's taxonomy places the organism in Eukaryota, Metazoa, Arthropoda, Insecta, Hymenoptera, Apidae. Gene Ontology annotation, cellular component: nucleus. The coding region runs from base 156 to 2330 and encodes 724 amino acids.